UCGUCAUCCAGACGCAUUCGGAAAUUCUUAUCGAUGAAAACCGAAAUCCAAUAGGAUAAAUCUGUCUGCUGGUUAGUUGUUCACAAAUACAGAGCAGGCGGAGUCGUAAUAAUGGAGCCUCCACCGUUUCAAGAAGCCUCUCGCUGCGAUGUUUGUAAAUGCAGCUUCACAGCAUUCAGAAGACGGCACCAUUGCCGAUGUUGUGGACGGACUUUAUGCAGUGAACAUUCAUCAGAUCAAAUGGUCUUACCACAAUUUGGUAUCAACACACUUGUCAGAGUUUGCUCAGACUGUUUUAACAAUGCUUCUCGGUUGACAAAAGAUGAUGUACCACCUUUUUCAAAUGAAGUUGAUUCUGUAAAGGACACGAUAGCACAAUUGGACAUUAAUGCAUCUCUGAAUCUUAAUCCAACGCCAACUUCUGGUCCCAUCUCAGCCCUAAAUAUUCCAGAAUGCAAGUGUGGAAUGCCAUUGUGCAUUUGUGAGGCUCCAGCUAUCCCCAAGGAUCCCGUGGUGACAUCUAAGAAUAACAUAACGACUACUUCUACAACUCAGUCAAAUCCAAAACCAAGAAGGACGGAGGUUAUUCCAAAGAAUAAAGGCUCGACAUCAAACGUCAAACAAUUUUCUAUGUUUAAUCUCGGUCAACUCCAUAAUGGAACAUCAGAAAAGUGCCUUGUGGACUAUGAAGUUAGUGGAGAGGGGUUAAGAGAAGCAAUAAAAAAUGGCGACGUUUUGUCUGUCAAGGAGCUUAUUAAGCAGGGAGUGGAUACAAAUUAUUGCGACAAGCAAGGAUUGUCUUUAUUGCAUAUUGCAGCUGUUUUUAAUCAAACUGAGAUAGUUUUUGCCCUCAUUGAAAAUGGGGCUGAACCAAAUGCCCGCAAUUCUCAGGGGGAAACGCCUCUGGAUUGUGCACCUGCCACAUUGCAGUAUAAGAUGCGUACAAAAAUAGAAGAAAGAAGGCUACAUCUCUGAUUUUCAAUAAGAACCGCAAUCGUUUCCUUCCGCAUGUAUUUUCAUUGAAAACUACAAAUUCUUUUACCAUUUUCGAGUGUUAUCCACAUAUUAUGGGCCUGUGGUUUCCUAGACUUCUUUCAUUAAACCAUACCCACUUAUAUAGUGUAACUGAAUAGACCUUAAUGUGUUGUACUUCGCAUGUAAUGAGCAUGGUUCAAAACCAGUAUUUUCUAUGUUUCUUAUCUGAAUUUGAUGUAAUAUGUUGUAUUUAAGAUUGUGUUGAUUUUAUUUGU
Messenger RNA from Impatiens glandulifera, 1250 nucleotides. Its product is annotated as zinc finger FYVE domain-containing protein 16. The transcript is spliced from 10 exons. Lineage: Eukaryota; Viridiplantae; Streptophyta; Magnoliopsida; Ericales; Balsaminaceae. The record is from RefSeq and is a predicted model, not a curated record. Bases 112 to 975 code for a protein of 287 amino acids. Gene Ontology annotation, cellular component: ESCRT-0 complex. Gene Ontology annotation, biological process: protein targeting to vacuole; protein transport to vacuole involved in ubiquitin-dependent protein catabolic process via the multivesicular body sorting pathway. Gene Ontology annotation, molecular function: ubiquitin binding; phosphatidylinositol-3-phosphate binding; metal ion binding.